Messenger RNA from Puccinia graminis f. sp. tritici CRL 75-36-700-3, 1893 nucleotides. RefSeq lists its product as uncharacterized. Gene Ontology annotation, molecular function: calcium-activated cation channel activity. Bases 7 to 1203 code for a protein of 398 amino acids. The transcript is spliced from 7 exons. The record is from RefSeq and is a predicted model, not a curated record. Gene Ontology annotation, cellular component: plasma membrane. Lineage: Eukaryota; Fungi; Basidiomycota; Pucciniomycetes; Pucciniales; Pucciniaceae.
CAAUUCAUGGACAAGAUAGCCAGCUCACUCCGGGGCGCUGGUGAUUUCUUCAUCUCCUACCGGAGGCUUCAAUCUUGGGCUAUCAUCCCACUCCAGUUACUCCAACUCCCUGGUCAGCUGAGUCGAUUCUUUUACCGACUAUUUAGUGGCUUACAUACGCCUCGGCGACACAGUGAAUUGAAAAAUAUGCAUCUGGAAGUGCUCAGCUUGGGGACUAUCUAUCCACAGGCGCUUUUGGUAUUUACCAUCGGAAUCACCUACAGCGUCAUUGCACCUAUGAUCCUAGUGUUCGGAACAAUCUAUUUUGGAAUGGCCUAUCUGGUUUACAAAUAUAAGGUGCUAAAUGUUUACUACCGUGCGUUCGAAAGUCAAGGCCAAGCUUGGCCCAUUGCUUGUAAUCGGAUUGGAUGGGCUCUGAUCAUUUUCCAAGUCUUCAUGCUCGGUCUAUUAUCACUCCGACAAGUGUUCCUACUGUCAACCUUAGUGAUUCCGUUGAUUCUUUACACGAUCCAGCAGCUCAUCCGACUGGAAUCGGUUUAUGGUAGACAUUCACAAUUCACCAGUUUAUCUCAACUUCGAGAAGCUCAGAGGAAGGAAGAUGAAGAUGACGGUCUCGGCGAAGAAGAUCGAAUCGAAAGUACCUUGAGGCCCUCUCCAAGUCAUAGAACCAAGUUCUCGUCUGCAAGUCGACUACGCAAAUCUUCUGUUACCCAGAGUCAGACGAAUUUGAAUGUCAAGCGUUACAAUCACAAAGACGAAACAUUAUUUAUCCCAGGAGAGACUGAGUUUACAGACAACAGCGAGCCGCCGAUGUCGACAGUAUAUUGGGGCAUUCUAGAUACGGGUACAAAUCGCUAUGCUCACCCAGCCAUCUCGGGACGAAUGCCCCUGCCCCAAUUACCGGUCAUCCGUGGGCUCGCGUCAGACAAAGCCAACGAUGCCCAGCCUGGUAAGAAGCGAUUCGAGCUGCCGCAGUAUCGGGUCCCAAGCGACGAUCCCAAAAGAUCAUCCGGCCAGAGUUUGCGGACUCUAGGGAAGUUUAGCAGACGCCGUCAGGCGAGCGAGGAUAGUGGAGAGAACGGUGGACUGUUGGAUGCAACGCCGGAGGUCGGAGAGUCGGAAGAGGACGACCAUGCUCAAGACGCUCAGACCAGUUCCAGUGCUGGUCAACAAAGCUGCUUCAAGGGCAAAAACCGCAAAUGAAUCAACGCUCCCUCUCGUACGAUCAACUCUAGGAACAAAAUUUGAACACGUUUGCUCCGCUCUAUCGCUCCUACAAUAUCCAACUCCCUUUUCUUUCUACUUAUCAAGAAAAAAAAGAGGACAAAUACACGCUUGGUAGUUGGGUUUCUAUACAUUUUAUAUACACACAUGUAUGUGAAAACUUUUAUUUGUUUUUUUAGCUAGUUAGUUAGUUGCUUUUUAGGGGUUUUUUGCGCGCAGAACUAUUGUUUUUCUCUUUCUUCUGCUGAGUUUUUGUUUAUUUACUUAUUUCUUUUUCUUACGCAAAGCGGUGUGUCAAAACAUGUAUUACUAUCAUAGAACAAGUUGUCUUAUUAUGUAUUCUGAUUUCAUCCAUUUUAGAAAGAACCAAAAAAGUAGGAAUGUUGUAUUUGAGUAAUUUCCAUCCAUCAUUCAAUCAUGCAGUGCCUUAUAUUUCUAUUCAAUUGUCUUAACAUUUUCUCUUUGUUUCUCCUGUGGUUCAUCAUGCCCCCGGAUUCAGUAGCAAGUAGGUUUAAUUAAAGCUAUGGAGAUGGCUACUACCAGUCUAGUAGAGGUUCUUGCUAGCCACCACCUUUUUUUAUCAACGCUGUCUAAUCAGGAGCCUUAUAAUAGAAUGUAGAUUCACAAAAGCUGAUAUGUAGUCAAUUCUAAUUUCUAUGUUGACCCACA